This is a messenger RNA of Oncorhynchus keta (chum salmon), 8558 nucleotides long. RefSeq lists its product as uncharacterized. The record is from RefSeq and is a predicted model, not a curated record. The coding region runs from base 1957 to 8160 and encodes 2067 amino acids. The transcript has 19 exons. Lineage: Eukaryota; Metazoa; Chordata; Actinopteri; Salmoniformes; Salmonidae. Gene Ontology annotation, biological process: regulation of apoptotic process. Gene Ontology annotation, molecular function: ATP hydrolysis activity.
CUUGACCUGGCAACCCUGCUGCACACCCUUCUCCAGAAAGUUGUGGGUGGCAUCGUUUUCUUUUAUUUUACCAACCUCAAAUCUGAUCAGGACAGGACAUUGAACGUGGACAGCACUCAGACCACCACCACGAGGAAGUCAAUUUAUGUCGGUUUUGUGGACUUUUGGCACAUAUGUACGAGUUUAGAGUUUAGAUUAAUUCUAAAUAUGUUGUACUCUGUACACUGUCACUCGAAGUUAGUUUCACUUUCGUUAUGAAAUUCGCAAUUAAAUUCACAGUUUAGUCUAUAUAUUUAUAUAAUGCUAAUGAAUUGUAGACCGCGUUUUAAAUAGCCUACAAUGUUUCAGUUAGUUGUGAGCGAUAUAGAACCAUUUACAAAGGUAGGCUAUUUACAAAUGGUCUGUAUCAAUGCGUCGAGGAAGGUACGUCUCAUUCAUUUGAACUUCAACAUAAUGGAUAAUCUGUGGUCACACACCAUAACUAAAAAUUGUUAGUCACACACGACAUCUCAAUACAGUAAUAUAUUGGGUUAUGAAAGGAUCGUUUGCAGUUGUACUAACCUCAAGGCUUGUAUAAAUUAUACUAUUCAAGGAUCAGUCAUUCAAAUGAACAGCAAGAAAAAUGACAUUUAGUAGAUUUGGGUUCGAAGUCAGAAGGCAGAACUAUCCUAGGCCUAAAUGAAAGUGGGAUAAAGGGAUUUAAAUAAUUGUAGGAGUCGGCUAGUGGUGCACAGAUGCCAUGGCAAGCACAGAACAGUCUGCUGUUGACUAUAUCCAAAAUGGUAGAAGACUUCUUGUGGAUAGCCUUGAGAACCACUCCCUGGUUAUUGACCAAUUGCAUAAGCAUAACGUGCUCCAUCAGGGAGAGGUCUCUUAUCUGUCCUCCAUGUAUGAGAAGUCUGAUAGAUCCAGAAAAAUGCUGGACAUGACUGUUUGCAAAGGGGAGGCUGCCUGCUAUAAGCUUUUGAAGAUAUUGUACACCACCAGGACAGUUUCACUCAAACAAGAUAUGCAUUAUUGGAUCAGCUGCUUUUCUUUCAGAGAUGACUCAACACUACAGAGUGACUUCACUCCUACUGGUAUGUGAUAUUGGCAAUUAAAUCUGAUUUGCGGUAACGUAACACCAACUGUAAAAUUGUUAUAGAGCGUACAUUACACAUCUAUACGCACUAUGCAAAGCAUAAACAUCACAUCAUAGCGACAUAGAGCAUUAUUACAGCUUAAAGGGGAGCAACAUCCAAAACCAUUCAUUUAUUAUUUUUACUAGAACUCCAUGGCUCAGUUAAAGACAGUGGGUCAGGACCCACUCCUCUACCCUUUAGCUAGAGCAAGUGAGUGCCUGACUCUGCUAACUCUGCCUUGCCACCAGACUUCCUCAGCCACUGAUUUUGUUAGAGCUUUAGUCAUUUAGAUAUAAAACGUCAUAAAGCCAUAGCAAAAUGUGUCUAAUAAUUGCAGGAAAUGACCUCUAAAACGGCUAAAUUGAUCUAAGCCCCGUGGGAAAUGGUUUAGAAUCGCAGGAAUUUAACAUUAAAAACAAAAAACAUUUUCUCUCCGCCCACCACGGGGGUGGUCUCUGUGAUAUGACACAUCUUGAUUGACAUUAUGACACCUCAUCAAGCCCAACUAACUCCUCCACGCUGCUUCGUCUUCAAACAAAACAUUCCCAGUAUCAAUGUGAAUCAGAUCGUUAAGCUUUAACAAUACCCCAUGUAGCUAUAAUGCAAUGUGUAUUAUGUGCUUAUAGAUGCUUUAUAAUAUACAGUACAUGCAAAUUAUUACCCAAAUCUCUUAGAAUCAAUGGAUAGCAAGUCAUUUUAUAAUAAAACCCUAUUUGACACUUGAGUGGUUCAGUUAUCUGCAAGACAUUUUAUUUAAUGCUCAAAUCAUGCAAUUGUCCUUGUUUCCUUAUUGCUUCAUCCUUUUUUUCUAGAUUCCAAACUUUGCUUCAAGUACAUGAGGCAGUUGAAAUUGAAAGCGAUUCGGAUUUAUGAGGCGAGACAAAAAAAGCGCAUGUAUUGGCUAAAAAACAGUUCUACAUUAAAACCAUUCACAUACAUACCUCUUGUUUUGGACCCCGACAGAAGUGUGUUUCAAAAAAGCAAGAUCUCCAAAAACAAGGCCUACAAAAAAUCUCGCUCAAAAAAACUUCAAACUUACAUUCCAGCAUUCAAGAGAAAAUUAUCCCCUGAUAAUUUACUGACAGGAAAUGAGAAAAAAAUUCUGCUGGUUGGAAAACCCGGGAUAGGUAAGACUACAGUUGCCCAGGAGAUUUUGAAUCUUUGGGCACAGAAAGAGGACAAUGCGGUGAGCUACAUGUUUUACUUCAAUGAAUCCUUGAUGAGGUCUAUGUCCCACUCUGAUGACCCCACGACUCUGAAGUCACUUUUGUUUGGCAAAUACGUCAAACCAGAGGAAGGGAUUGAGGAGAUUUUGCAAGAUAUUGAACAGAAUUCUGAAAAUGUCAUAAUUGUGUUUGAUGGAAUCAUGGACGCAAUCAGCAAUUCUGUGGUGAAGCGCAUUUUAGAGAAAGACCUUCUGUGUGAUGCUAAGAUUGUGACCACAUGCAGACCAGAGGCAGAAGACUGUGGGUUUCUGUCUGACUGGCCAUCUUAUCGAGUGGAAGUACACGGAUUCAAUGACGCGUCAAUCAGAUCUUUCUUUAGGUGGAUGUUUGAUACAGAUGAGGAUGCCAUUUGCAGAAUUUUGAAUAACCCUGAACUCUUUAGUCUUUGUCAUGUCCCAAUGUACGCCUUCAUAGUGACUGCCUGCAUCUGUUUGAGUGUUUCUAAAGAUCAUCCUUGCACUGUAACAGAAAUGUAUGUACAGAUCUUGCGAGAUAUCUUGAAAAUACGCAAUGACCAAACUACAGAACACCUCGGUGAAUACAUGCGUCGCCAAAAGGAGGCCCUCAGGUCUCUUGCUGAAAGCGCUUACCAAGCAAUGCUGGGCAAAACAGUCAACGUGACAAGAUUGGAUGGCGAAGACCACAGUGUGGUAGAUGCUUUUCUGACGUCAUCUGCUGCCAAGGACACAUCAACAUCAUCUUGGGCUUUUCUCCACAACACAAUGCAGGAGUUUUGGGCCUCUGUUUUUCUGUUGAUGACACCAGACAAAAUCACCCAAGUCCUUCAGCAGUGCCAGACCGAAGAAGGAAAGUACUUGAAGCACAUUUUCUCGUUCUUGUGUGGACUUUCUAGUCAGUCCAAUAACAUGGUUGAAUCAAUUAAAUUCUUGAUUUCUGAGGAAGAGGUGAGAGAACUAUCUGACCAGUACAUUGAAAAGAUCAUAGACUCAUUCAUCUACUGUGAGACACAGCCGGACCCUGAUGAAUCCAAUUCAGAUGUUGAUAUGGAAAAUCUCCUCUUCAUUUGUCAAUGCUUGUAUGAGCACCAGUCACCUGAUGCCUGCUUACUCCUCCUAGAAAAAGUGGGCUACGAGUUUAAUCUCAGUGGAGAACAGCUUGAUCCUCAACAGUGCUGUGCAGUGUCAUAUGUGAUCAGCCAAUCCAAAGACAGGAAUGUUCAACUGGACCUGGAAGACUGCUCUUUGUCAGAUCCGGGACUAAGGCUGAUUCUCAGGGCUUUGGAAAAUCUCACAAUGCUUAGACUGGAUUCCAUUACACAACUGCAGAUGUGGAAAGUUGCACUUCGCUCUGGCCUACAGAAAGACUGUGACAAUUUGCUGAGACUGUGUGAAUCUGAAAUUCACCUGUCAGUCCAAGAGCAAGAGGUGUGGAAGCCAGCAGAAGAGGUCCUGAAGCAGAAGAGACCAGAACAUAUUCAUCUCUGUCUACAUGUUGGUCAAGGCACCCAACAUAUUACCACAUCAUCAAUGAAAAUCAUCUUUGACCGUUUGUCAAACAUUGCAGAUAUCAGGUUCAUUUCACUCAAUGAUCAAAAAACGCAUUCAUGGAAUGAGGAAGUGAAGUCAUUGCAGAUGGAUCUUUACAUACAAGGAGCUCUCUAUGAGGUGACGACAGGACAGAAAUGCGUUGAGGGUUUGCGCCCUGUGCUUGCUCAUUUGAUUCACUCUGACUCUAUAGAGGAACAGAGCAAAUUCGUGGUUAGUCUGUACUCAAAGGCCCAUGACACGCAGGAAGGACUUCUACCAGUGUUGCAGCCUGUUUUCCAGACAACUCCUGCAGUAUGGUACAUAGACCUCUCUGAGAAAGGAACCUCUGGCAUCCUUGAAGUGCUGAAAUUUCUGAAUGUGAAGAAACCAGUUGAGCUGUGGUGGUCGGAUGAAGAGAGCGAGAGGGAAUUGACCAUUUUCCUUCAGUGUCUACCCUACAUUUCAGAGCUGAGAUUCAACGACUGCAUUCCGAACACCAAUGAUGCUAUCAAAGUGCUUGUGGAUCUCUUCAUCUGUGCAGCAACGUUGCAAGGAGAGACGCUAAACAUGCUUUCAUCAGUAUGUGGAUACUCAGCUUUCCCCUUUGCUGAUCAGGACAACGCUGGACAGUGUGAUUUUCUGUUAGAUCUGUACUCGCAUGUGAGCGACUACGAGACUCAGACAGGCAGAAGUGUCCUUCCAGCGUUACUGCCACUUUACCGGACAGCUCCUGCAGUCUGGUCCGUAGACCUCUCUGAGAGAAAGGCCUCCCUCCUCCUAGAAGUGCUGAAACUCCAACCAGAGAAGAGACCGGUGGAACUGAGGGACUGGUCAGGUGACGAGAGUGACGUGAUGAGUUUCCUUCAGUGUCUACCCUACAUAUCACACCUCGGGUUUCUCUCCAGACAGGAUGAGGGGGAGCUGCCUGAAGUGUGGAGGAUCACAUUUUUUCCAUGGUCUUGUCGUUUCCUUUUGAAAGUGUUUCUUCAAGGAGCUGUUAAUGACAUACUGAGUGGACAGAGGUCUGUCGAGGCACUCCUAUCUGCUCUGGGGUUAGCUCAUUCAUAUGACUCUACAGAGAAGUGUAUGCUUCUGUUAGAUCUGUACUCACAUGCGAAGGACUAUGAGAUUCAAACAGGCAGAAGUGUCCUUCCAGCGUUACAGCCAGUUUACUGGUCAACUCCUGCAGCCUGGUCAAUAGACCUCUCGGAGAGAAAGGCCUCCCUCCUCCUAGAAGUGCUGAAACUCCAACCAGGGAUGAGACCGGUAGAGUUGAGGGGUUGUUCAGAUGACGAGAGUGACGUGAGGAGUUUCCUUCCGUGUCUACCCUACAUAUCAUACCUCAUUUGUGACUGCCAGUUCUUCCUGUCUGUGUGUGAUGCACUCUCUGUGGGUUUUGAGGGAGAUGCACUGCUAUCCCACUGUCUCCUCCAGGCCCUACACUACACUCUCACAUUGUCUGGGUGGUUGCCCAGUGUACGCUGCGAGGCAGUAGGAGCAGUCCUAGGCCAGUCUACUGCUGACGAGGAACUGGACGUCACUCUCAUCCCACAGAGUAUCUCUCUCCAAGGAGCUAAACUUCUCUUCAAACAAGUGAAAGAGCUUCACAAGCUUAGAAUGAAUGAGAUGGCAACAGUGAAGCUAUCUAGGAUGUCACUUUUGUGCAAAAGGCCAAUGAUCGUUAAGGAGCUGACCCUGGUCUUAUCUAGGCCAAAUCCAACAGAACGGGUGCAGUGUAGAGUGAUCAGUAGUUUAGCUUCACUACUGACAGUGUGGACCGUAAGGAGCUUGGAUCUGACAGACUGUCCCAUCGAGGGUUACCUUCUUACUACUCUGUUGUGUCAUCGGGGUCCGCUCACUAUCAGACUAAGUGAGGAGAUUCUGCAACAGCUGGCAGUUGUGGUAUAUGAGGCUCAGAAUGAGGAACUGACCCAGUGCUUCCUGGAGAAGGUUGAUGGAGACCUGUCUAACUGUAGACUGGACUGGAAUGUGCUUCACUACUUGCUGAAGACCACCACACAACCCAUCACCAUCAACCUCAGGAGGAGCAGAAUCAGACUGCAUGACAUACCUCAUCUUCUCCCGUUCCUGAAUAAUAUUCACUUUCAAAGAAUGAAUUCCCACUUUGAGAGGACAGCUCUGAAAGAAAUCCACCAACAACGUGCUGGUCACAUGGUGACGACUUUAGUGAGGUCAUCAGACGAAUGGAUCAACUUGAACAACCUGGUCUUGAAACAGGACGACUGUGAAGCCCUGCGCUUUGCUUUACACUACAGUGACGGGGUGAAACUCAACCUGUUGUGGACUGUCAUUCCAAAGGAGGAGAUGGGGAAGAUUCUGACUCUUCUGCACAGGGUCUCUGAACUCAGGGUCGACAGGAAACUACUCCUGGAGCUCCUCCAUGCCUGGACAGGAUUGAUAACACAAACAGAGGCACCCGCUGCACUGUUGAGGGUUCUGAAUCACAAACUGGACCUCUCCUGCUCUUCUGCCAUGGAUCUGUCAGGGCAGGAGGAAGAUACUGUUUUGAGCCUCAGUUCUUGGGACUGCAGGGCCAUCUCUGCAGCCAUCAAUAAAGCUGAUGGUGACACAGAGCUAAUUCUACACGACUGUCAGGUUGAGGAUGCAGGACUCGAGGAGUUUUACAAAGAGUCCAUUUUACAAAGAGUCCAUUUGAGCCUUGGAAAACCUAUUUUGCUGCAGCUCCUUCACCUGGUAUUUGUGGGAGAUGGAGGCAGGUCAGAGAGACUUGCUUCACUACUAUCCAGAGCCCUGGGGAAGGAACUGGACCUCAGUCAUACCCCGUUGGACCUGAUGGCCUGUUCGUCACUGGCAUUGAUUCUGGAGCACUCAGAGGGGCUUUCAGAGCUGGACCUCAGCGACUGCCAUCUCACUGACACACAUCUGGAGUUUAUGCUCACACAUCUGCACAAGGCACAAGUCCUAAAUCUAUGCAAUAAUGAAAUCACUGAUGAAGGAGCUGUGCAACUUAACCUAUACAUGAUUGGAAACAGCUUUACAGAAACUGUAUGGCUUUGCAACAACAAGAUCACUGAGUUUGACAGCUUCUUGGCGGAUAAACGCUACAAACUUUGGCCUGCUCAUGUGCCUGGAAUGCAGGACCGACACGUCACAAACCUGGGCUCUACCUCUGUGAGAGAAGAGACCUCUAAAGUUUUUUCAAAGACCAAACCCAUUGUUAAAGAAUUUAACCCUGAGAUAGUUGAAGAGGUUGAAGAAAACAAGAUUUCCUACAGGUUCCAGUGUGGGUUUAGUGGCAAGUUCCAGUGCAGAGCUACAGGGCUGGUAUUUGGGAUGAGGGAGCCAGGUACCGUGGAGUAUAGUGUGGACCACUGGGACAUGCACAUGCUUGCUGACACAGACUCUGAGCCUGCAUGUCCUGUGUUUAAGAUCAGCUGUCCAGAGGGACAUAUGUACCAACUGCACCUUCUUCACUGCGAGACUGAGGUCUACGCAGCUGAGGCCUUGUCUGUGGCUCACAUAUGGAGCAAUAGUCUGGAGAUUCUGGUACCUAUUCGGGUGACACAUUCACAUGUGAUUAUAAACAUCAAUGGGCUCUCCAGAUGGACUUUGUUACGACGCAAGCCAAAAACAAAAACAAAAAUCAAUGGGCAGGUGCUUCUUUUCCUGGAGCUAAACGUUACAGAAGGACAACACAGGCUCUGGGUUUACCUAUUGUCCCGCAAUGUGCCAUACACUGAGGUAAUAAAGCGAAAUAAGAAGCUGGAGUUCAUCCGUGCUUGCUCUGACUGCUACCUAAGGCCCGAAGCCCGAUACAGAGUGACCUCAGACCUCGAACAGGGCUUCAGCGUCCAUCCCAAGGAGAAAGAUUUGCAUAUUCAUAAUGGCCCAGAUCAACAUGCCACAUUUACAGUCCUCUUGGACAGUACAGUUACCAAAUUGAAGCUGAUGAUUCAGGAGCUCAAGAGGAUGGGGCGAAAGAAGGUGUGGAAAUGCCAAUGGUUUGAACCGAUAUUUCUAAAGCCAGGCAGCAAUCUCACAGAGUCGGACUGGUUGCAGAAUCUGUGUCGCAUCCUGGAGCAACUGUCAGCCAAGGAGAUCAAGAGGCUUAAGUUUCUAGUCAGAACCUCAAAGGAACUCCCACAGCCCAGUAUCUCCAGCCAUGACCUGGGGUGCUUGGAGGAGCUCCACGAUCUUGCAGAGCUAAUGGUAAAGAGCUGGGGGAUGAAUGGCUCCAUUUCAGCCACUCAAUUGCUCAUGAAAGAACUGCCACGCAAAGACGAAACAGUGACAUCCUUGCUGAUGCCCUUCCUGGAGCAAUGUGUGGCGCUAAAGGGGGCGUGAGUGUCAGUGGUGUGAACAGCCUGAAAGGACCUUGGGAAGGUGCUUUCCCUCAGGGUUCUAUACUAGAAGCAUCAGGAGAAGGAGAGUAGAAGAGAACUUUCACACUGUUUUGGCUGGAGGCAACAACAACCCUAAGGAGAAGGCAGACCGACAUUGUUGAACAAAUGUCAGAUAAUGAGGUUCAUUGUGUUAUUUGCUCAGAUUUGUGCUCUUUUGCAUGACAAAUGUCUCCACUGUGUACUUGGUUAAAAAAUAUGUAUGUAUGUGUUCAUAUUUUUAAGCAUUCAAAUGUACUUUAUAUAAUAUGAAUAUUUUCUCCCUGUAUGAUAUUUUAAAGUUGCUCAAGAGAUUUUACAAUUGUUAUUUUUGUUCUAGUUCAAUAAAAAUAAUUAUUUUUC